Molecule: messenger RNA, 2469 nt
Organism: Podospora anserina S mat+
Lineage: Eukaryota; Fungi; Ascomycota; Sordariomycetes; Sordariales; Podosporaceae
Exons: 1
Coding region: 1-2469 (822 amino acids)
Source: RefSeq, a predicted model, not a curated record
AUGGCUAAAACCCUCUUUGACCUCCUGGAGGUGCACGACCAGUCGUCCGAAAACGAAGAAGACGUCCCAACAGUAUCACAGCAUCCCCAUCCCCACCCCCAUCCGCAUCCCCAGGCCCAGGUCCAGGUCCAGCCCCAACCCACUGAAGACGGGGCGUCCGUUACCAGUACCGCAGCUACAGAGGAAAUGCCACCCAGUGGCCGGCCCCGGCCCAACACUCCCAGGCGGGAGGCCGACUUCUCCUCCCUUCUCAACCAUGCCGAAAAGGUCGAAGUCAGCUCGCUCAUUAAUAGACUGACCGACAUGAUGCAGAAGCAGACAACCCAGUUGUUUGAUGUGUUUCCACCCGAGAGCAACCCCCUGCCCGUCCGCAUCACGGUCUGGAACAAGCUUCCCCCCUAUCUCAGAGACCUCAGCUUGACCAAGCCGGUCGAAGAGCAGCCCAGAAAGGCCCCAGAGAAGCAGGAGAAUGUCAAGCCAUCGCGCUCUAAGAAGGGAGGUCGGUCCAAUGGCAGAAGAACUGACAAUAGCACCUCCUCGGACGCCCCUCCAGCCCCAGCCCAGAGGGAGCCUGACGUGCCACUCCGUCCUCGCCAACAGGAGCUCAAGAAGGAGGCGCUGAUGCACUUCAAGCGCUGGCAGACGGCUGUGCUCAAGCGUUCUGGCGACAUUUCGAUCCGAAAGGCGAACGACUACGGCAAUCAGUAUGGGUAUGGGCCCAAGAGAGGCUCGUCGUCCUAUAAGAAAAAGAGGGCAAACAGUAAGUUCCAGACCCAGGCCGACGGCUGGGUCCCAGUUGGACGUCCUGACCAUGUGGCAGACUCGCAGCCGGCUACCAUGAUCAACGUCACACCCAUCACCGUGGAAGCCGAUCCUGCCUUCUGGCAACUGUACCCGCCCAUUGCAACAGCGCUUUCGACUCUCCCGGCAGGCAAGAGAUGUCUCUUGCUUCAUUGCCUCAUGCUUUUGCUGCUCUCGCUUGAGAGCUACAACGCCUACACCCGCAUCUUGAUGCUCAACAUCACCUCGUCCCUUCGCUUACCACUGCGUGUCUUGACCGAGGAAGAGGUGAGAAUUAGCAAGGCCUUCGCUGACCUUGCCAAGACGGUGUCAUUUGAAGAGGUGGCUUUGAAGAGGACGGAGGAGAACAAGUCUUCUCGGAGACGAGCCGGCCCGGCGGGCGCUCACUUUGUGCCCAGCGGCAAUCUCGCAGCUCCGCUGAUUGCUGCCAGCAUCGGUUCAGUCACUGGUGGUAUGGGGGUUGGGAGCACCACAGCCGCGGGCUUUCUUGGCACGAUGGCUGAGAGUGGCCUCGUUGUCGGAAACGUUCUCGGUAUGUGCCCUUGUCGAGCUGGCGGUAAAACUAUGGAACAACACGCCAAAGACGUUAGUGACGCCGGCUUUAUUCCUCUUCGCGGCAUUGUCAACGAGGAGUGUUUCAAAAUUAGCGAGAUUGUUCCAGAUCAUCGCCGGAUUCGAGUCGUGUUGGGAGUCGGUGCCUGGCUGCCCAACAAGACGGACAUCUUCCGCCCCUGGAGAUGCUUGGGGGAGCAGAAUGAGGUGUAUGUGGUUCGUUGGGAGCUCGACAACCUGGUCAAGCUGAACACGGCGCUCGAGACCAUGGUCAAGAGCGCCGCGUGGUCCAUCGCCAAGAAGGAAAUCAUUGCUCGGUCUAGUGAGCCCAGUUCCAAGCUCCUUCAGCCUGACCCUGCGAAGAGUGCUGACCGCCACGGGCCAGUUUAUACUAGUCUGAUCGACGCCCGUUGGCCGGCCUCUCUUCUAAAGCUCAGCAAGAUUGUCGACAACCCCUGGAACACCUGCAUGGUCCGCGCCGACAAGCUGGGUUCUAUUCUUGCUGAUAUCAUCUCAAGCAAGGCGCCCGGUGAGCGUGGUGUCUCGCUGGUCGGGUACAGCCUCGGUGCCCGCGCCAUUUACACCUGUAUGGCCAUUUUGGCCGAGCGACGGGCGUUUGGUUUGGUGGAGAACGUGGUGGUCAUGGGCCUUCCGGCGCCUUCGGAGACGGCCAUCUGGGUCGCCAUGAGAAGUGUGGUGACGGGUCGCAUGGUCAAUGUGUACUCGGAGAACGACUACAUCCUGGGCUUCCUCUGCCGUCAGUGCAGUGUCGAGUAUGGAGUUGCAGGUUUGGAGCGAAUCGCCGGGGUUGAAAGUAUCGAGCAAUUGGAUGUCUCUGCUAAGGUCAGUAGCCACCUCAGAUACCCAUACCUCGCCGGCACCAUUCUGCAUCACAUCGGCUGGGAGGACGUCGACAAGGAACAGGCCACCCAGCAGGAGCACGCCAUGUCGAUUUGGGAGGAGAAGCUCCGGCAGCACGAGGCGAGACGGGCUGCUGUUGAGACGGGCAGGCCGGACCCUUUCAAGACCCUGAACACCUUGACGGAUACAACGAACAAGGGUCCCGAGCAAGGUAUUAUUCGUACCCGCAUGAGGAAGAAGAAGGGCAGGAAAUGA